Molecule: messenger RNA, 889 nt
Organism: Ixodes scapularis (black-legged tick)
Lineage: Eukaryota; Metazoa; Arthropoda; Arachnida; Ixodida; Ixodidae
Exons: 6
Coding region: 14-889 (291 amino acids)
Source: RefSeq, a predicted model, not a curated record
UUCUGAAAAGCCGAUGGCGGAACCAAGCCCCGGGGAUGUUCGAAUGGAAGGCAGUGGAACGUCACCUUCGGCAGCUGCUCAUGAACAACCGAUGGCGACAAGCCCCUGUGGUAUUUCACUGGAGGGUACCAGCGCGUCACAUUCCAUAGCGGCCUGUGAGCAAAUGGGGAUGGCCAGCUCUCCUGGCCAGCUUUUGGACCACAGCACUCCAUCUUCGUCUGUUGGCUAUUCUGAAUCAUCUGGAACCUGCUCUGGUCGUUCAACACCUGCUUCCGCCAAGCUCUCAAGGAGGCCCAGGGACGUCAUAAAACGCCUACAAGCAAAGGUUUCCAGUUACAGAAAGACAAUAUCAAGACUGCGCAAGCAACAGAAGCAAAUGCCUCAAACAGCUGCCGAAGCACUUGAAAUGGUGCGUCCGUUUGUGACAGACGAGGUUUUCGGACUUAUCUCGUCACAUGUAAAAUUAGGGCGCAAGGGACGAGGAAAACGGUUUCCACUGUGGCUCAAGAAGUUUGCUUUGCAUCUGAACUUUCAUGGCCCACAGGCAUACCGUUUUCUAUCGUUACAUUUAACGCUUCCCACUCAGCGUUCACUGCGUAGGUGGCUGUCGAACGUAAAAAUGACUCCUGGUAUUAUACCUGGUGUCAUGUCCUCCAUCGAAUCUCAAACGCGGUCUUGGAAUGCACGUGAUCGUGUCUGCACCUUGAUUUUUGAUGAUAUUGUUUUGAAGAAGAACUUGACAUACGACCCUGCACACGACAUUAUCCAUGGAUUUACAGAUGACGGUGUUGAACGAACCUCGACCAUUGCAGAUAGAUUGGAGCAGCUUCUGCAAACGAAGCAGCCCUCGCAAGAAUACUUCCUCAUCUAUGCAAAAGCUGGAGUGUAA